Molecule: messenger RNA, 5427 nt
Organism: Gordionus sp. m RMFG-2023
Lineage: Eukaryota; Metazoa; Nematomorpha; Gordioida; Chordodea; Parachordodidae
Exons: 11
Coding region: 1-5250 (1749 amino acids)
Biological process (GO): regulation of transcription by RNA polymerase II
Cellular component (GO): nucleus
Molecular function (GO): DNA-binding transcription factor activity, RNA polymerase II-specific; zinc ion binding; RNA polymerase II cis-regulatory region sequence-specific DNA binding
Source: RefSeq, a predicted model, not a curated record
AUGGAAAGUGUAACAACGAACAAAAUUAAGGAAAUUAAUUCGCCCAUUACUGAGUUCCUUAUUAAUAAUCUCCCAUCUGAUCCUAAACCUGAAGAAUCUACUGAAUCUGUCAUGAUAAAACUUCUGGUUAAUCACCCAAUUUCCACAGCCAAUAGCAUACAUCGUCAAUCAUAUUCGCCUUUAAAUGACGAUAAUGAAAUAUUGAAAAAGGUUGAAAGUUAUAACGAUUUCGAAUAUACGGACGAGUAUAAGUCAAAUGUAGAUAACAAAGAACCAAGAAACAAUAAAUUACUGUUAGACACUAAGAUUUCAUCCCAAAUUAAACUUACUACCUUAUCAACUUCGUCCAACAAUAAGCAACAAGUCAGUUUCGAAUCGGGAGAAAAUUCUUCUGCUAUUACCUUACUUCACACCGACGAAACAUACGUAGUCGACUCCGAAAACGUUUUCAAUUGCCUUAUGGAUAAUGCGAUAAACGAAGUAGAUAAAUCAGUAUUAGUCGGAACCGAUAAUGGCAAAAUAAAAAAUGUGACGGCUAUCUCUUCUAGACGCAAAAGAAAAUGCCUUAAACCCUACAAAAUGUAUCCGAUAUCAGCGGAAGAAACUGCCUCUAAAAAUACUUUCGAAGUGUCUCCAAAAAGCUCACCAAUUAAUAUCAUUCGGGAGGUUAAUAACGAUGAGUCUUACCUGAGCGAAACCACUUUGGACGAAGAUAAAAGUGUUCUGGAAAAUGGCCAAAUUUUUCUCAACUAUCCCAUCCAAGACGUUAUGCCGCGCGCCUAUGAUAGCCGCUUAGGCCAAAGGAAGAGUCUUGAACCCACAAGCCAAUUAUCAUCCAAUGACCAAAUGAACAGCGAUCCAUUAAAAUUAAAUCAACAAUUUAAUGAAACCAGUAGUGCAAUAAUAACUAGAACACCGCCGCUCUCCACCCGUUUAGACUGCACCAUAAUUGACGAUAAAGAUUUUAAUCAAACGAUUAACACCUAUAAAUCUUUAAUAAAUAAAUCACCGUCCGAGGAGAUGAACAGCCAAGAAAUAAUGGAUUCGUUAGGGGAGAAUGAGUUAAAAAUGAAAAGAGUCGAUAAUAAUAGUUGGGAGAAACACAUAGCCGCGGCUUUUCCUCUUUACGGAGACGCUAUAUUAAAAUCUUUUCGUGAAGUCUUUGAAAGCAGCGAAAACAGGCUUCCUUACCCGUAUUCAGGUAUAGAACCGUUCCAUCAGUUCUUGUUUAGAACGGGCCAAACAGCCCCAAUGAUGGAUAUGGAUGUUAAAAAAACCCAUAACGGAAUAUCAACAGCGGGCAAAAUACCCAAAAAACGCAAAUUUAGGACUAAAAAUAACGGGGGAUUAGCAUCGAAUUCCGAUAACACCUCUUGCCCUACAUCCACCAUAUCAACGGCAACCCUUAAUUUCACUAUAAGUCAGCCUAUUACGUCAACACCUACGACCCCCGCCUCAACAUUUACUUCCAACCGAUGCCCCUGGCCUGGUUGUAACGGUACAGGCCAUGUGACAGGGUUAUACGACCAUCACAGGAGCCUUUCUGGUUGCCCUCUCAAGGCAAAGGCCUCCGUAUACAGGGAUUUUAAUUCCAACCUCAGGCAAAGACUUACCAAUUCACUCGCGUCAUCACCCAAAAUUCAAUGUCUCAGUAGCUCCUCUCAAUCUAUGAUAAUAACAACGAGCGAUACCUCUACAAAUUGUAAAAAUUAUAAUAAGGAUAUCAAUGAAGACAGUGUUGCACUAAGCGACUUCCAGCAGCUUUCGGUUAUUUCCUCUAUCCCAUUAUUAGCUACAUCUAAUCAUUCCCCUAUUAUUUCUUCCAUGGAAGAAGAAGCUCAUUCCUUGAUUUACAGCAUGUAUGAAUCUAACUCCGUUUUAAAGUGCCCUACACCUGGCUGCAAUGGUAAGGGUCACGUUAAUACGAAUCGCAUUUCUCAUCGAAGUCUCGCUGGAUGUCCUUUGGCUGCUAUUAACAAGUUUCUGGUAUCCAGUGUGAACGAUUCGCCCUCGCUUGGCGAAAAAGUUGGUAAAUUACAUGAAAAUAUCAAAAAUGAGUCAUAUGGGCACAAAUUCGAAAAUCCAUCAUUAAGUCAAUCAAACGAUUGGAAUAAAUAUUCCAAAAACGACAAUUCUUGUAAUUCCUAUGGUUCAAAUGAUGGAAAUGAAGAUCCUAAUUCAAACUCUAAGCAGAGCGUCGAUCUAAAGAUGCUGAUAGGAGAUUCUAAUAGGGAAUGGGCAACAUCUAGCAUUAAGACUACGAGCCAUUCCAAUUUUUCUGAAGAUUUAACCUCCAAUAAAAGAGUUAAACCACCUGCAAUUAUCUUCUCUAAACAAGAAUUCAAUGAAAAGGGUUCUUCUGGUUAUAAUGGUAAAUACUCUCCAACUAGUAAAGACGAGACAUUGUUAUCGACCAAUCAUAAAGAUGAUCACAUGAAGGAUUUAAAGUCAAAUAUAGAACCUCAGCUAAAAAAUCAUGGAUCUAAAGAAGCAUGUUCUAAAGACAGCAAAUGGAAUCAAGUUGGUAUUCCACCCAUUUACGAUUACAAUCACCCCUAUUUAUUAUCUGCCUCCCAAACUAUAUCAUCAUUUUUCCCUCAUUUCAAAAAUCCUUAUUACCCACAAUUAGAUGAAGCCCAAUAUUCAAUGGAAGAAGGAUUUAAACGGUUCAAAGAUAGAAAUGAAGGCCCCGACUCUAGAGGAUUGUCAGAGUCUUCUAAUGAAGAAGCCCUAGAAUGCGAGAAGUUAAAUAGUUCAUAUAAUAAUUCUUUGGAUUUGCAUCAACAAGAAAACGACAAAAUGUCAUCCCCUAACGCUUUGGCGGAUAAUAAUGGAUACAGAGAUGAAACAGAUUCUCAGAAUAACAAUAAGAGUUGUAAGGACAUGACAGAUUACGCUCUAUCUUGGUGGAAACAAGCUGGUUACUUAAACAAAAAAUCUAAGAAUUUGAUAUAUCCUUAUUCCUCAAACGAAUUUUCUCCUGACGGGGAACCUGCUUUGGGGCUUCCGCCCUCCUAUUUUUACCCCUUUAUGCACAAUCCUUACUAUUAUCUGCUAGCUAACCCUUACUUUCAUGGUAACCUCAAAUAUCCAGAUUUGCUGGCCCAUUACAACAAUAAUGAGGGCAAUGAGCCCAAAAAAUAUUUCAACACAGGCGAUGCAACUAAAAAAAAGAAGCAUGAGAGGAAACAUGGCAAGGUUUCUAAUAAAAAUAGCGAAUUUGAUGAUAAUCGUCUAACAGAUCAUGUAAACGAUCCCUAUAACCUUUACUAUGAUUAUUAUAGUAGAUUUAACUUGCAUCCAAAGCCCGAUGUCAGAAAGAAGGAUGAUAAAAAUGAGGAAACAAUUCAACUAGCUUUAUCAGUUCAAGAAUCGCCCUUGGAUCUCUCUUCAUCUGAAAAGACUAAGAAGAGAAAAAGUCAACAUAGUUCUCCAGGUCUAGAUAGCCAGGAAGAAAAAGCCAAAAUAUGUGCCCGUCAACGUCCCGAAGAAGAAUUGCAUACGAGGUAUGAAAAGGAAAACGAAAAACAACUAUGCGACAAUUACACGAAAAACUUAUUAAUACCUGGUGGCGUCAACGCCCUAGCCCAACCAGGCUUGUACCCUUGGAACAACAAUACUUUCCCAUACCAUUCAUUCUAUCCCUUUGGUUAUUUAGAUCCAACGAUAAAUAAUUAUGAUAAUUCAACUAAAAGUAGAUCUACUCAAUCCCUAAACAAUCCUGUUUCUGCCUCCCUUAAAGAGUCACCCAGUGAUAAAGUAAAGGAUGACUUGCUAUCGGAAGAAGGAGAAAGGAGGUCUGCAGAAAACAAUGGGUACAAGUUAGACCCACUAUCUCUUAAGGGACUCUUAAGUAAAAACUCCUAUCAAGAUCUAUCUGAGCACUUUAAGAAAGGUGGCAAAAAGAGUUAUUAUAACCCAUUGACGCCCAACAACUACCUCCCUCCCGCAUCCAUCCCAUCUUAUUCAGAUCCGUAUGAUAUAAUUAACAACACCUAUGGCGUCAAUAUAACAUCGGAGCAAGACAUAUUGCCCGGCGUUUCUUCGAGUUCCUUGAAUAAAUGUCCCACACCAGGCUGUAACGGUAGCGGCCAUGUGACAGGUAAUUAUUCUUCCCAUAGAAGCGCCUCAGGAUGCCCUUUAUUAGCGGCUGCUUCAGUUUUUCGCAGGAAACAGUUGCAAAUUCAACAAUCCAAUAACUCAUUCCUUAGACAAAAUCAUAGUUUAUCCGGCGACAAGGAGCUUCCUCUAUUAUCAGCAUCUUUUAAAUUAAACACUCUUCAAGCUGACAAUAGCUCUAGUGUUAUUGUUUCUACCAAAGUUAAAUCAAAUUGUUCGAACGAUAGUAACCCGAACGAGGAAAUAAACUAUUUAGCAGGUGCGGACAGAUUAAAACAGGGAGUCAUUGUGUCGAAUAAUAAUUCUAUCAUGGUAUCUGUUUCAUCUCCAACCGAUAUACUUAAGUGUCCUACUGUAGGAUGCGAUGGAUCAGGUCAUGCUACCGGCAAAUACUUAAGCCAUAGAAGCAUAUCGGGAUGCCCAUUAGCUAAUUGUGGAAGAAGAGCUGGCGGGAUUUCCCAAAUGCAUUCUCAAAUAAAGAAUUCGCUUCCGACCCUUAAUGUUGCACACAACUUCGAAAGUUUGUACGAUGGCGUUUUGUCGAAUUCUACUAAUAAAGAUGCAGAAUUUCGCAAAAUGUGUAAUCGGUCCAUGAAUAUGACCGACUCUAAUGACAGUCAUUAUAAAGGCGAGAAUGAUGACACUAAUUUUAAGACCCCCGAUUUCAAGGAUCUAGAAAAAUUGGCUAGGGCCGAUUUUGUCUCUGAUAUGGCUCUACCCUUGUUCUACUCACCACUUAAAGACGCAAUGGGAAGACAAACAGUUGCUAAAAGUCUCAAGGGCUCGAGCGACCGAGAAAUUAACACUGCCAGUGCAUUUGAAAAUCCAAGUAGCUCACAAUUGCCUUCAAGCAAUUUAUUACCCAUUCAAAGCCUCCCACAUCUGGAAGUCGAACAUGGUAUUGAUAAGAAAAUAAAAGAGGAAGAUCGUAGUGAGUCCGCGGAAAUUGAUAAGGCAUCUUCUUUAUUAAUCGAGGGUAUGCGUGAACGUGACGAAAGAAAUACGGCAAGUGAAAGUCAGAAAAAAGAAAGGAUAAAUUGUUUUAAAUCACAGGAGGAACUUUAUCGGAUGAGUCAGGAUGCGGCACCUAAUAUGGAAAUUAAAAAGAGUGAAUUUAUAUCGGUGACAUAAGACACGUAACAUUUUAGAGACAAUAAAUCAAUGGACUAAUUUAUAUAAUAUACUCCUUAAAAUUAAAUUUAUUCCAAUUUAUUUAUACAAAAUUUAUAAACUAGUUUUUUAAAAAACAAAAUUAUAAAGUUUUGUCUUAUUUAUACCAAAUUACAAGUGCAAAUAAUUCCAUCUCGC